Messenger RNA from Meleagris gallopavo (turkey), 2889 nucleotides. RefSeq names its product Kin17 DNA and RNA binding protein (gene KIN). NCBI's taxonomy places the organism in Eukaryota, Metazoa, Chordata, Aves, Galliformes, Phasianidae. Gene Ontology annotation, molecular function: double-stranded DNA binding. Gene Ontology annotation, biological process: DNA replication; DNA damage response. The record is from RefSeq and is a predicted model, not a curated record. Gene Ontology annotation, cellular component: nucleus.
GGCACUCUGCCGCAUCCGGGAACGAGAAAGCAAGGGGUGAAAGGAGGUGGGGGAGAGCCAUGGGGAAGUCGGAUUUUCUCAGCCCGAAGGCUAUCGCUAACCGCAUCAAAUCCAAAGGGUUGCAGAAGCUGCGUUGGUACUGCCAGAUGUGCCAGAAGCAGUGCCGCGAUGAGAAUGGCUUCAAAUGUCAUUGCAUGUCUGAAUCUCACCAAAGGCAAUUACUGCUGGCUUCUGAAAAUCCUCAGCAAUUCUUGAACUACUUUUCCGAGGAAUUCCGAAACGAUUUCCUAGAGCUGCUCAGGAGACGAUUUGGAACAAAGAGAGUCCACAAUAAUAUUGUGUACAAUGAAUAUAUCAGUCACCGAGAACACAUCCACAUGAAUGCAACACAGUGGGAGACACUGACUGAUUUUACAAAGUGGUUGGGGAGAGAAGGUCUUUGUAAGGUUGAUGAGACUCCAAAAGGCUGGUAUAUCCAGUACAUUGACAGGGACCCAGAGACCAUUCGCAGGCAACAAGAACAAGAGAGAAAGAAGAAACAAGACCUCGAUGAUGAAGAAAAAACAGCGAAAUUCAUUGAACAGCAAGUUAGAAGAGGUUUGGAGGGGAAAGAACUGGAGGAGCCAGUCUAUACUGAACUGAACAGAGAAAAUGAAGAAGAAAAAGUUGCAUUUAAUUUAAAUAAAGGAGCAAGUACUUCAGUAGCAGCAUCUUCAAAAACAAGCAGCAUCCUUGGACCAAGUGCACUGAAGAUGGCAGAAGGAGCAGUUAAAAGAAAAGAAUCAGCUCAUAGCUCGGGUCAGUCCAAAGAGAAAAAGAAGAAAUCUGCACUGGAUGAGAUUAUGGAGCUUGAAGAAGAGAAGAAAAGAACAUCUCGAACAGACUACUGGUUGCAGCCAGAAAUCAUUGUAAAAAUUGUCACGAAGAAGCUCGGAGAGAAGUAUCACAAGAAGAAGGCAGUUGUUAAGGAGGUGAUCGACAAAUAUACAGCAGUUGUGAAAAUGAUUGAUUCUGGAGACAAACUGAAGCUUGAUCAGACGCAUCUGGAGACUGUAAUACCAGCACCAGGAAAGAAAGUUAUGGUAUUAAAUGGUGGUUACAGGGGAAAUGAAGGCAUCCUGGAAUCUAUCAAUGAGAAGAAAUUUUCAGCAACAAUCAUCAUUGACUCUGGGCCUUUGAAAGGACGCCGAGUUGAAGGGAUCCAGUAUGAAGACAUUUCCAAACUUGCCUGAGGUGCUUAUUACGUAUCAGAGAAGAUUUUGGUUCCUCAAACCAUCUUUCUGGCUUCUUGUGGGCAGACACAGGAGACUCUACUAUGUCAGGGUUUUAUCUUUGUGUGUAUAUGUAUCUAUAAUGUAUAUAGAGAAUAACCAAGAGCAAAUUGAAUUUAUUUAAAGAUCACUAUAGAUUUGUUACAUAAAAUGUUUGUGGAAAUUUUAAUGGUGGAAAUACUUCAUCUGAUCCUUUCUCAAAAUUUUUUUUUAAUAAUUUUUCAGUUUCAUUUUGCAAAAUACAACAGCUGCAAGUUGGAGUAUCUUCUUUACUGAAGUAUGAGUGAAAUAUUGUAGGACAGAGAACUGUCCACAGCAGCUGCUUGAGGCAGGCAAUGUGUGUUGGGGCCAAUGGAUUUUAAACAGCAGAUUUUCAAUUUGCAGCCAAAACAGUUCUGGCUGGAGGAAGAAGGGAAAGGAUUAAGAGAAUAGCAGAAGGUAACAGGGAUUCUUCUCCUGGAUUUUGUAAGAAGGGUCUGCUUUAUUAAGUGUUGUCACCAAAUUAUUUUUAGUUAACUUAUCAGCUGUAGUAGAAUCCACAUAAUUAAAUUUCCAUCACCUCGUUCUCAGGGCUCCUAAUAAUGCUUAUACACAACUUAUCUGCUUAUGGGCUCCAAGAUGGAUGUUUCUUGUGGGGCUUCUAGCAUUCCUGCCUAAGUCUGUGCAGAUAUGAACUGGCAAUUGCUGUUUUGGUUUUCCAGAGCAUUUUCCCUUGUCCAUAGUUCCAUUGUUUUCCCCUGCACUGCUGUGGAUGCUAAAUGAAUAACAUUACUUUUUAAUUUUUAAAAAAAUGUCACAUUUUAUACAGUAUUUUAUUUUUAAGGAAUGUUCAGGAAUAAACAUAAACUUAUCUUAGGUCAAAGCUUUCCUAAUCAGCCUUUUAAACACAUGGGGCAGCACUCUGUUCUUUUAUAUCCACUGAAGAGCACAGUAAAAUGGCCAACUGGUGUACCUGCCUUAUUUUUGUAAAAGAAAGGUGCAAGUUUUCCCAACCAAAAUACAGACCAUCACCUGUGGUUCAGACUGCCUUUGGUGGUUAUUGUGUGUGUCUGGAAUUUGAUGGCAAGAAAACUGAUAAUCCUGUGCCUUCCAAAGCUGAUCUUAGCUGUGUGGAGCUGCUGUGUUGACUACUGUGGAGCUGAGACCUAGGAAGUUGGGGAAGGUGAGAAGAGGUAACCAAUGCUCAUUUGGGAAAGGUAGUUUUAUGUCCCUGCAAACUCAGCAGUGUUGUGUGGUUGAGCAGAAUUCCUUUGGAAAGACUGCAUUUUUUUCAUAAAGAAAAGGCACUCAGCCCUUUCCUUAAUGAGCUGAAUUGAACAGGAUGCUGUUGUGGAUGUGUACCCCAGUUCUAGUGCAGUCUAAAAGUUCAGGUCACCAGCAUCAAAUUCACUGUUGCUUGUCCCUUGCUUUACCUCACAGAACCAUGAUUCGUGGUUUCCAGGGGACCCCUGCAGGAAAACUGAAAGACUGUAGAGGUUGAGUGAAAGAGCUGCAGUCCGGAAUAACCUCACAGGAGGAUUUGAAUGACUUUCCAGGGAUCCCAGGCACAAAUACAAGUCAAGCAAUAAUGCAGUAUCUAAAAAUUGAACAAUUAUGCAGGAAGGAACUUAAGGCAGAA